AUGGGUUCGCACAUGCAGGUGCAGCCUCAUGCCGAAACCUUGUUCCACUUGGUGCCGACCAACCUGGUCGCCGAGGAGGCACUACAGCAUCCUGACAACAGGCGCUUUGUGUCGACUUCCGAAGAAGGUCGCUUCGGUCUUGAGGUUGGCUUUCAUGUGCCGUCCACGGCUCGCGGCCAUGUCAUUACUAGACUCGGACGAAAUGCAGACAUAAUUCUCCGGUCAAGUACGCCCAGCAAUCCCAUGUCGGCGGUCCAUGUCGCCUUCGAGUUCCAUCCCGCAACAGAACUUGUGCGACUAUCAGUCCGAUCAAAGCGUCUUGCCUCGGUGGAAUUUGGCAUACUACAUACCCAAGGCAAUGCAGCAUCCAACCGCGCUGAGAUGGGAAAGAUCACCGGAGAUGGUGUUAUUCUCUAUGGCCAGAACUACCGCCUUAUUAUUGAACAUUACACGUUCAAUUUGGUGUGGAAGCACUUUAGUCAAGACCUCGGAGCCAACACCGAAUCCCUCAGGGCCCUUGCCGUCCGAGGGUACUAUACCUCCCUACAACGGGUACAAAACGUCAGAUCCCGCGACCGCCCUACAGAAUAUGAUCACUCUGAAGCGCUGUCGUGGCACAUUACUAGGCUGAGUACGACGAAAGAUGCCCCUUUACAAGAUAUCAAGGCACUACGAACAAUUCUGGGCAAGGGGUCAUUUGGCAUGGUCUACGAAGCAGUCGACCGGGUCACUGGCAAUACGUUUGCCGUCAAGGUUGUCUCGCUCGAACGCAACGCCGAUGAUGCCCAAGCCCAAGCAGCCCGAGCUUGUCUCCACAGAGAAAUCAAAGUCAUGCAGCGUUUAAAACAUAAGCACAUUAUCGAGUAUCUCGGGCACCAACUCCUCGACACCCUCAAGCCAGAGAUCUUCAUGCCCCGACGCAAGGGAAACCUGAAGUCGCUCGCCGAAGAACGCGACCUGCCCAUGACGCAUCAAGACCUCAUCUUCCAAGUUGCGGAACAGAUGCUUAGCGCCCUCGACUACUUGGAAUGUCAGGGAUCUCUAAUCCACAGAGACAUAAAGCCAGAGAAUAUUCUAUACUCCCCCGAAGGUGAGAAGAACUAUCUUUUCCAGCUGGCUGAUUUUGGGCUCGCCAAUUACCUUACGUUGGCCACAACAUUUUGUGGUACGGGCCAUUAUCAAGCUCCAGAGCUAUACCCUGGCGUGAGCGGCAUCGAUGCCCCUCAAAGCCACAAGAUGGAUGUCUGGUCCCUCGUUGCAACCCUUGUGGCCGUGCACCCAGCCACGGAUUUCCCGCCAAAGACCCCUACUAGUUACGCCGUUAUCCUGAGGACACUGGUGCGUUAUGCCUCGGAAUCAAUAUUCGAGCCCAUGGGAAGGGAGAAUCCGGCACGUCGGGCAUCAGCUGCUCAAAUGCUCGUCAAGCUCUUUGACGGCAGGGGUCUGACAACUCCUCUGUCAAGAGUCCCGCCAAUCCCACCACCCGAGAACCAGGUGCCGGCUGCCCACGUUGUGAGCAACCAUGGAAGGCCAGGGAGUCGUGACAGGGUUCAUAAUACCCGGCAACAGGCAAGGCGCACACCUCGUGUUCAGCCCUUGAUCACAUAUCCGCCGGAACUACGAACAGCCCGAAGAAACCCCCAGCGCGCACUACAGCCGAGGCCGAAUGGUGUACGAGGCGGCGGAAUAUCCAAGCGCCAGGGCGAACCCAGACAAUCUCAAAGGACACCAGUUUACGAUUACCGUAUGGAUCUCAAUUAA
Messenger RNA from Pochonia chlamydosporia 170, 1761 nucleotides. Its product is annotated as protein kinase, catalytic domain-containing protein. Gene Ontology annotation, cellular component: cytoplasm; autophagosome. NCBI's taxonomy places the organism in Eukaryota, Fungi, Ascomycota, Sordariomycetes, Hypocreales, Clavicipitaceae. Gene Ontology annotation, molecular function: ATP binding; protein serine/threonine kinase activity. The coding region runs from base 1 to 1761 and encodes 586 amino acids. The transcript is spliced from 2 exons. Gene Ontology annotation, biological process: protein autophosphorylation; autophagy; autophagosome organization. The record is from RefSeq and is a predicted model, not a curated record.